This is a messenger RNA of Closterium sp. Yama58-4, 2961 nucleotides long. The record is from the annotation of a GenBank genome assembly. Lineage: Eukaryota; Viridiplantae; Streptophyta; Zygnematophyceae; Desmidiales; Closteriaceae.
AUGGCAGGGGGAGUGAAUGUUGACUCGGAUGGUGGAGACGAGCUGCAAGGGAGGCACGCGAUCAGGCUGUCCUCCACCUCACUGUCUGGCGGCGCGAACAAUUCCGAGCGACAGCGCCGCUACCGUGCGUGGGUGCGGUGGAGCAGGGUGGGCCAUGUGGUAACCCUGUUACAAACAGGCGCAGCUCUCUUCCUCACUGUCGCCAUCGUCCAAUCAAUGCUGGACUCGCAACUACCCUCAUGCCCCUUGAAACUGGGCUAUCAAGGCCCCUCGACCUACCUCCUCCCACUGGCUCUCCUCGUCCUCGUUGCCAGCUGGAUUGCCGUCGGUGGGCAGUGCUUAGCUGGCAGCGACGUGCUGAUGUGGCGGUCGUUCUACGCCAUGCGGGACCGCGCAUGGCGAGCACACUACAGAGAGAUGUUCAACUGGAGCAUCCGAGAAAUCCUCUGCUGCAUGGGGCGCGCUAGACCUUGGGACGAGGUAGAUGACGAGGUGGACAUAGUGGCAUCGCUGCUGGGCGAUGUGAUGGCGUACAGGGCCGUGGGGGCCAGUCACCUGGAGCUACUCGCAGGUGGGGUGCUAGGCAUAGCGGCAUUGCUGCUGGGGGAUGUGAUGGCGUACAGGGUGGUGGGGGCCAGUCACCUGGAGCUGCUCGCAGGCCUUGCUCUUCUCCAAGCCAAUCGGCCGCCGCCAGCUGUCGACACCCCCACCUCCUCCUCCCCCUCCUCUUCCCAACCCACCCAUCUGAACGCACUACCAUCCACCACCACAGCUACCCCCCUCUCGUCUACCACUGCACCCUCUGUCUUUGACUCACUCAACUCUAAUGCCACCACCACCAGCAACACUGCCCCCAGCAGCAAUGCAGACAGCAGGCGUGGGGUUAGCAGGGUUAGCAGUGAGGGCAGCAGCAGUCAGAGGCUGGCAGAGGGGGGUCCGUUCCCCUCCCCCCCUGCCUCUGUGCCGAUAACCCUCAUUGAAGAAGCAGCGGCUCUGCUGCCGCUUGCAAUAGCCGCCUACACGCAGCACAGGUUUGGUCCAUGCCUGCAGCAGCGCAGAUACGGCACAGCUGCAGAGCUGCUGCUUCUCCUACCUCUUAACUACCAUUCCACUUCCACCCUCUCGAAUCGCACUCCCUCUCUCUUGCCCACUCCCCUGUCCACUCCCUUCCCCCACUCCCAGGUUCCCCGCGCUGCAAGGUACCCCGCGCUGCAAGGUGACAACUGGUGGAGGGGCCAUGCAUCUGCCUUCCUCAAGUAUCUCCACUUGCCGCCCUCCGCUCUCCGGAAGGCGCGCGUCAGGCAGGAGGCAGCAGGGCAGGCGGUGUACUUUGUGGUGGUGCUGCAUCAGUUGCGCCUGGUGGUGGUGGCAGUGAGGGGCACGGAGUCCCUAGAGGAUAUGAUCAUCGACGGGCUGGGGCGGGAAUGCCCGCUCUCAGAUGCUGACAUGGGAGGGAUUGACAGAUCGGAGCUUCACCCCCCUCUGGUGACGGAUAGAUUGGUGCCAUACUUUGGCCACGCGGGGGUGGUGACAGCAGCACGCGAUCUGGCUCUGCAGCUGGAUAAUAUGGGGGAUGGGGGAGACGAGGAGGGGGAGGGGACUCGAGGAAAAGCAGGGUGCGUGGAGGAUGGGGGAGGGGAUGAAGAGGAGGGGUCGCUACUGGGGCACAAGGAGGAGAGGAAGCGGCCGAGAAGAGGCAUUCUGUCGGAGCUGCUAGGGGAAGGGGGCGAGUGCGAGGGUUAUGGCCUGCGGCUCGUAGGGCAUUCCAUGGGCGGUGCAGUGUGCAGCCUCACUGCCAUUCGGUUAAGAAAGCGAUUUCCCGAGCUGCGGGCGAUAGGCUAUGGGUCCAUGCCUUGUGUAGACUUUGCCACUGCCUCAGCCUGCUCCAACUUCAUCACCACCUUCGUAUAUAAUGACGAAUUCUCCCCGCGCACGUCUGUAGCGUCAGUCAUGCGUCUGCGAGCAGCAGCACUCCGGGCUGUAGCAGCCGACACGCGCGCAGGAGGCCUCCUAGGCACGGCUGUAGCGGCAGUGGGGCCGGGCGCGCAGGCAGGAUCAGCCGGAAUGAGGGUGGCUGCUGUUGAUCGGUUGCUGUCGCGGCUCUUCACUCUCCCGUUUGGAAGAGGACGUGGGGAUGAAGGAGGACGAGGGAAUCGUAGGAGCGGUGCUGCUGGUGGUGAUGCUGGUGCAAGGAGGAGUGCGAGCGGCGGUGCUGGUAACCGCAUUGGAGGGGGUGUAACACAUAACAGGAGCCGGCCGGCUUGGCUGGUGGAGCAGGAGCAGGAGUUUCCAGGGGAGGUGUAUGUGCUGGGAAAGGUCGUGCAUAUAGUGCGGGAAGAGGUUAGACCUGCCACGUCAUCAGUUCAUGUUGCGAGGGAGGAUAAGGUUGCCCCGUCAGCAGUGCGGACGGCGAGGGAGGAUAAGGCUGCCACGUCAGCAGCCGGCCCGCCUGAGGCUGACACAGCGUCUGUAAGGAUCGAUGUGGGCAAUGGGAAUGAGGGUGCGAUCUGCAUUGAUGUUAUCGAAGGUGAUAUUAUUGAAGGUGAUGGAAAUGGAGGAGCCCGACAAAACGGGAACGGAUGGGCGAGAGGCAAGGAUGAGGGGCGUGAAGGGGUUCAGAUGGGUGAGAAGGGCAAGGGUGGCGAGAGGUGUGAGACGGGGAUGCAAGGCGGGGUGCAAGGGGGGAUGCAAGGCGGAGUGCAAGGCGGAGCGCAAGGCGGAGUGCAAGGCGGGUCACAGGAGGAGAGAGUGUUGGAGGCAGCAGCAGCCAAGCCGGGGUUACUGGAGUCGUUUCGGUCGCUGGCAGGCAGCCCCUUUGCCUCCUCACGCCACCGCGCACGCUUCAUCCCGCGCGAGUCGCUGCGAGAUCUUCUCGUCUCACCCUCCAUGUUCCUCGACCACCUCCCUUGGAGAAUGUCACACGCCUUCAAGGAUCUUCAAGACCAUAAAGCUCAAGCAUGA